AUGGUUCCCUACAAGGCAAUACAAGCCUCCAACGCACUCAUCAACGAUGCGACGGCCCCACGCGUCGCCGUCUUCGUGGGCGGCACAUCAGGCAUCGGCCAAUACACCGUCAAAUCCCUGGUCGCUACGGGCGCGAGCAUGAGAAUCUACCUGGUUGGGCGCAAGAGUUCUGAAGAUCGCGCGCGCGCCUUCAUACACGAGUUGCGGGCAAUCAACGCCACAGCAGACGUCAUUUGGACAGAAGGCGAAGUCUCGCUCCUCGCGGAAACGAGGCGCAUCUGCGACAUCGUCAGGAGUCAAGAGUCGCACGUUGACUUGCUCUUCCUCACCACAGGCUAUGCACCAUUUGGCCCCCGCAGAGAAACCGCAGAAGGCUUGGAGGUCGCCCAGAGCUUGGAGUACUACACGCGCCUGCUGUUCAUUCAGCACCUGUUACCCCUCCUAAAGCAAGCAGAGGCCCCGCGCGUCGUCAGCGUCUUGGGCGGCGGCAUGGAGCGGGCGAGCGUUGACGUGGACGACCUCGGCCUGAAGAAGCCUGGCAAUUUCGGCGCCGUCAAGGCCCAGAUGCAGUACACGGCGAUGAACACGAUGGCUCUGGAGAGUUUGGCCAACGUGCAUCCCGCCGUGACAUUUAUUCACUCCUGGCCGGGGUGGGUCAACACGGGCAACGUACGAAGGGGCUCCGAGCCGAACUCGAUCGUCGCCUGGCUCAUCUGGCUUCUGCUUGAACCUCUGAUUGCGCUAUUCAGCUUCAGCGACGAGGAGUCGGGGCAGAGGCACCUGUUCGAAUGCACCAGCGCGGCCUUUGGCGGUCGCGGCGUGCGGUGGCAGGGCAAGCCGGGUGUCAACUCCCUGGGGAAGUCAGAAAAUGGCCUGUUCCUCGUCAACUACAAGUGCGACAGCACUCCGAAUGCCAGGGCCGUGCGUUUGUUGAGGGAGAGGGCGCAGACGAAGAUCUGGGACCACACCCAGGAGGUUCUCCAGCCAUACCUCAAUGUGCUCUAA
Molecule: messenger RNA, 1005 nt
Organism: Purpureocillium lilacinum
Lineage: Eukaryota; Fungi; Ascomycota; Sordariomycetes; Hypocreales; Ophiocordycipitaceae
Source: RefSeq, a predicted model, not a curated record